GUUGUGCCGGCGCUGUGCGCGUCUUCAUUUCGUCUGUGCAGCUCAUGCAGCCACACCAAGCCUUGCAUUUGGCGACCAAUUUUAGUGCAUAAGUUAUGCCAUGUCGCUGCCCUAAGACACUCCCACGAGUCGACAACCCUGCACUCAAGCGUAUGAGUCCGGCAGGGGUCGGUCAUGCAUGGAGACCACCGCUAUGGUUGGGCUUGUGGGGACGCUUGCGCUGCGCCCCGACUCCCUCCCACACCUGUAGUCAACCAAUUCCGAGCGUCCGUCGGCCAUCUUUUACUUUUUCAGUCUUGGUCACUGUCUCGUCGCUCGCUGAUCUAGGCUACUUAUCCAGGCCUUCCCUUCCGUUCGUUGCGCUUUCCUUGUCCAAAGGUUUAUCAACCUCAUCGCUUGUCUUUCUCUUUCCCCAGUACUCUUCCUGGUCUUCCCUUUUUGGUUUACAUUUGUACAGUCCUCCCGUCGAUUGUGCAUUGUAACCGUUCCUUCCUUUUGGAUUAUCCCAAUCUUCGUCAACGCACGACCCUAUGACAUCUUCGCUCCAGUAGAUCCACAUAUUAGUAGACAGCUUCAUCAUCUUGAAGUAGUCGUCCAGUCACUCCCUCGACAUUCCAUUGCUAUACAGCACUUGACAAUUUACACUCCGCCUAAUAUAACACCACUCCACCUUCGUACCAAGGAACCAAUCGGAGAACCAUCUUACACUUGAUCAACUAGCAUACAGUGAGUACAGUAGUAUCAUUCGAAUACACCCC
Macroventuria anomochaeta is the source of this 758-nucleotide messenger RNA. RefSeq lists its product as uncharacterized. NCBI's taxonomy places the organism in Eukaryota, Fungi, Ascomycota, Dothideomycetes, Pleosporales, Didymellaceae. Bases 96 to 482 code for a protein of 128 amino acids. The record is from RefSeq and is a predicted model, not a curated record. The transcript has a single exon.